Molecule: messenger RNA, 499 nt
Organism: Fusarium redolens
Lineage: Eukaryota; Fungi; Ascomycota; Sordariomycetes; Hypocreales; Nectriaceae
Exons: 2
Coding region: 39-308 (89 amino acids)
Source: RefSeq, a predicted model, not a curated record
CUUUAUACUUACUCUUUUUACACAAUUUACUAUUCAUCAUGAAAAUCACUACUAUUACUCUGCUCUUUGGAGCCGGCAUCUUAGGCGUCGAAGGUGCCUGGGACUUAUACAGAGAUGUACAGUGCAACUACAAAAAGUCAGCUGUUGCCCUUUGGCAUAAUUGCUUUGUGGAUGGCAAAGAACCCUACACAGAUAAUGACUGUGGUUUGGCUUGCGCUCGCGCUGGUAUGAAUGAGGGACACAAAUUCGCCCAUGCCAGCAACUACAAUGGCGGUCAGAGCUGUGGGCUUAUCUGCUACUUCAAAUAAUCGACAGCUUGGUAUGCAACGGCGAAAGAAAUGAGGACCUGGUUGAAUUUCCCUCGACACUUAUACUGUGAGAGUAUAUUGGUGUUGUGAUGGAUGCGAUAAACAAGAUCAAAGAUAGUACACCAUAAGAAUCUUCAGAAAUAUGUCUGUUUAACUUCUCGAUCAAUUCAAGCUCAAUAAAGCUUUAAUUU